CAGGCCGGUAAAGGGGCUUUGGGACAGCUGAAACACCACUUGUGGCCACUUCUUGGGGAGACUAUUCUCACACGCCCAAAAAGACUGACAAGUACAAUUUGUAUACUUUUUUUUUUAAUUCUCUAUUUAAAAAAAAUAAUAUUGAUGCUGUCAAUUUUUUUAAACUAUGAUUGAACACGUUGAUGGGGGAUAUAUUUAUAUUUUUAUACAUUCUUAUAUCUUUUAUUUAUACUUUUCUACCUUAAUGAUGCCAAAGUUUGUGAUUAUGCUGAUGUUUACCGGAGGCAUGUGCGGCCAUGAUGGCGGACGCACGCAGGUAGAAACUGCUCAAAGUUCUUGAGCAUCCAAUUUUAAGGAAAAUUUGUUUUUAGUAUUUUAAAAGUCACAUUUUAAGAGGAUUCAUGAGACUCACUCAAGUGUGCUGUGAAACUUUAUCGACACUUUUCCUCCGGGUGGAGCGGCACCACCGGAGUUGACCGCAUCUCUUCCCGGGGAUCAGCGACAGGAGGACGGCUGCCCAGCUCAAGAUGAGUUGUCAACGGGUCCUCACCUACCUGCGGAUAUUUGGUACCACCAUGUUCGGCGUGUCCCUCUUGGUGGGCAUCUCCACGGCCUACAUCAUGGGCUACCAGUUCUUCACCACUGCCCACAAUCACCUAUCCUUUGGACUGUACGGGGCCAUCUUGGUUGUCCAUCUCAUCAUCCAGAGCCUCUUCGCACUCUUGGAACAUCGAAAUAUGAAGCGAUCCUUAGAGACCCCGAUUAAACUGAACAAAUCUUUAGCGCUGUGCAUUGCGGCGUAUCAAGAGGACCCAAACUACCUGAGGAAAUGUCUGGUGUCUGUGAAGAGGCUGACGUACCCUGGAAUCAAAGUCAUCCUGGUGGUCGACGGGAACUCCGAUGAUGACUUGUACAUGAUGGACAUUUUCAAAGAGAUCAUGGGGUGGGACAAGGUUGCCACCUAUGUGUGGAGGAGUAACUUUCACAGCAGGGGACCCGAGGAGACGGAUGAGAGCUACGCUGAGAGCCUUCAGCAAAUAUCCAGACUGGUCCUCAACAACAAGUGUGUGUGUAUCAUGCAAAAGUGGGGAGGCAAGAGAGAAGUCAUGUACACAGCCUUUAAAGCACUCGGGAGGAGUGUUGACUAUGUCCAGGUGUGUGACUCUGAUACCAUGCUGGAUCCAGCGUCAUCAGUGGAGAUGGUCAAGGUUCUUGAAGAGGACCCUAUGGUCGGAGGUGUUGGAGGAGAUGUACAGAUCCUCAACAAAUACGAGUCAUGGAUUUCCUUCUUGAGUAGCGUACGAUACUGGAUGGCCUUCAACAUCGAGCGGGCGUGCCAGUCUUACUUUGGCUGCGUGCAGUGCAUCAGCGGGCCUCUGGGAAUGUACCGAAACUCACUUCUGCACGAAUUUCUCGAGGACUGGUACAAUCAGACCUUCAUGGGAUCACACUGCAGUUUUGGGGACGACCGCCAUCUUACAAACAGAGUUCUCAGUCUCGGAUACGCAACCAAGUACACUGCACGGUCAAAGUGCCUAACAGAGACACCGAUUACUUACCUGCGGUGGCUGAAUCAGCAAACUCGAUGGAGUAAGUCCUAUUUCCGAGAGUGGCUCUACAACUCCAUGUGGUUUCAUAAACAUCAUCUCUGGAUGACCUAUGAGGCUGUGAUCACCGGGUUCUUCCCAUUUUUUCUCAUCGCCACUGCAAUCCAACUCUUCUACCAAGGAAGACUCUGGAAUAUUCUGUUGUUUCUUCUCAUCGUGCAAGCCGUCGCCCUGAUCAAGUCAACAUUUGCCAGUUGUCUCCGAGGCAACAUUGUCAUGGUGUUCAUGUCCUUUUAUUCUGUACUGUACAUGUCGAGCCUGUUGCCGGCCAAAAUGUUUGCAAUUGCAACAAUCAACAAGUCUGGAUGGGGGACCUCUGGGAGGAAAACAAUAGUGGUCAACUUCAUUGGUCUUAUUCCAAUAUCAGUUUGGUUUACCAUCCUUUUCAUCGGGAUUAUCUACACGACUAUUCUCCAGACUAGAAAACCCUUCCCUGAAACUGAAAUGCUGAUUCUGAUUAUAGGGGCGGUUGUCUAUGCCAGUUACUGGGUGAUACUAUUGACUUUGUACGCAGUGCUCAUAAACAAAUGCGGUAAGAGGAAGAAGGAAACACACUACGAUAUGGUGCUGGACGUAUGACUUCUUUACUACAACACUGCUUGUUGUGUUUCCUUAAAGAUGCUCUUCUGGUAAUCCAAGCAUCUCUGGAGUUGGGUGUUGAGUUGAACUGCAGUGGGCAAAACCGAAAUACUCAAACUUGAAAUGGUAAGAAUUGUGUGUUCUUUCCGGAGUACCAUAGCAUUGAAAACGGUGGGCACAACACUAUCAAUUAGCCCGCUGAUGUUUUUAAUGGUUUGGUUCAUUUGAAGAACAGCUUCUGUAGGCUUGCUACGGUUAAGUGACGAUGACUCAGCAUGAAUGCAAGACUUUGUACGGAUAGCUACCUCGUAGACUUGUCAUGUUCACUGGGCUUCACUAUGGCUAUUAGCAUCUCGGCCAAAGAAACUGCGGCUCGUGCUCAUCAAGGUUUUCCUCAACUAUUAUCUACAUUUCAACUCCAGAGCCCAACUGUGCAGAUUUGUUGAGCCUAACGAGAGAAGUCGCUGAUUGGCUACCAAUCAGUUACUGUAAAAACCAACAGGUUGGUUUUGAUUGUUCUGCCAACAAAUUACACAAUGACUUGGGAAUAUGAACGGUACAUAUGGUAUCAUUGGGAGUCAUUUUUUUUGCAUGAUCUUAGUUAUUCUAGAUGCCAUACAAUGUUGUACCUUGUCAGUGUUUUUGGAAGAGCCAAAUCAGGCAGAGUUAAAGUAAAACUGCAUUUUUGGGGGAAUUUUGCCUGUCAUCCACAAUCCUUAUGUGAAACAUAAACACAUUUAUUUACCUUCUCUGUGCAUUCUAAUGAAAGAAAACAAGUUAGCAUGAGCAAGCUAAUAAUGCACGUCAUUGGGAGGUACCGAGGUAAUAUUUCUACUACGAAGCCCUCCAAAAAAAAACUUGUACCGUGUGAUAUACAUGCGGUGAUCGCGCAUUAACAAUUUCGCCGUAUUUUGAUUAUGUAAAACAACAUCGAAACGUCUUUCUUUCACAUGAUUCAACAUGCUAGCCCACUUUCGUCAACACAAGCGGCACACAAACAGUGACUUACAGUGAUGGCUGUAUCUUCCAGCACAUGUAAAAAAUUCUGACAGCAAAUGAGCAUCUUGUUGAGUCUUGGUAGCAAAAUUGAGAGCUAGGUAUCCACUCUGAGCGGCUAGCUCCGCCAGGUAAAUAUAGUUUUUAUUACGAUAACAAUAUCGCUGUAGCUUGGUUAAUAUACAAGUCAAGUUAUGUAAAUGAAACAGUUUUUUUUAGAUUUUUUGGUUAGAGCUUUAGCUACCUCCUAGCUCAUACUAGCAUUGUUAGCUAGCUCAUACUAACUAAUUUUUAGAUAUGCUAACACAAUGGUUAUUCAGCUACAAAAUAAAAUAAAAUAAAAUAA
Molecule: messenger RNA, 3528 nt
Organism: Doryrhamphus excisus (bluestripe pipefish)
Lineage: Eukaryota; Metazoa; Chordata; Actinopteri; Syngnathiformes; Syngnathidae
Gene: has2
Product: hyaluronan synthase 2
Biological process (GO): polysaccharide biosynthetic process; extracellular matrix assembly; hyaluronan biosynthetic process
Cellular component (GO): plasma membrane
Molecular function (GO): hyaluronan synthase activity
Source: RefSeq, a predicted model, not a curated record